UUUCCUGCUGUGAAAUUCUAAGAAUUUUUUAGAAAUAAAAUAUAGCUUCAAAGCAUAUUUUGUGGUCUCAUUUACACCUUGGAGUGGAAAGAUGAAGGUGUUUCUGUGGUUUUUAUGUUGUUUAAAAUUUUCUGCAAGUCAGUUGAGUCCACAGGGCUCAAACGUCUGCAGAAAAGCAGUGGCUUAUAAUGCGUAUGAAAGCCGAAGAUUGUACAGGGUUUCAUACCACAGUUACAAGACUAAGACUGGUCUUUUUGGUUGGUGGCGCAAAACUCGAUACAGAACUUCUGCUACUGCGUAUUACAACAGAAUUCUCGUCACGAGAUACAGAAAUACUUACAUUUGCUGCAGUGGAUGGUCAAGAAGAUAUGAUGCAUGUCCUAUACCUAUUUGUGCAAGCGGUUGUGGCAAUGGUAGAUGCACAAGUCCGAACAAAUGUACAUGUCACAGUGGUUACCAUGGAGAUAGAUGCCAAUAUGAUAUCAACGAGUGUUAUUCUAGACCAUGUGACCAGAACUGUAGAAACCUUCCUGGUACAUACGCUUGCACCUGCAGAGCUGGUUUCACGAAAACGAAUCCACGCAAUCCAACCGAUAGAUCUUGCACAGAUGUGAAUGAAUGUUCUGCUAGUCCCUGCUCGUGUAGUAACUCUGUUUCGAGUUGCCGCGCAUCAUGCAGAAAUACUAUUGGGAGUUAUUCAUGCUCGUGCAACUCAGGCUUUCAAUUGAACUCUGCAGUGAAAACAAUUUGUGUGGAUAUCGAUGAAUGUUCUUCGUCCACACUCCAUAAAUGCCAUCAUCUCUGCUACAAUACGCCUGGUUCAUUCUUUUGUAAAUGUCGGGCGGGCUUUAGAUUAUCCAGUGACUCUAAAACUUGCACAGACAUAGACGAGUGUAAGUCACUUAAUGGAGGAUGUGGUCAUAUAUGUACCAAUCAGGUCGGCUCAUUUCAGUGCUCGUGUCGGAAUGGCUAUGAAUUAUUAUAUGACAAAAAAAGAUGCGGUGACAUUAAUGAGUGUUUUGUUCAAACUCCUUGCGACCUUUCAAAAAGUAUGUGCCACAAUUACCCUGGCUCAUAUCAGUGUGUCUGCAAAACAGGAUACCGAAUACUGCCGAACAACAGGACAUGCAUAGAUAUCAAUGAAUGCACUACUACAGUGGAAAUAUGUCAACAUCAAUGCACAAACAGUGAAGGUUCAUACUCAUGCUCUUGUAAAGCUGGAUACCAAUUGAAUGAAGACAAACAUAAAUGCGAUGAUAUUGAUGAGUGCAAAUUAGAAAGUCAUAGAUGUGAUCACAAAUGUCAGAACACAAUAGGUUCUUACACAUGCUCCUGUAGAAAUGGAUAUACCUUGAAUGCUGAUGGUUUCACAUGUCAGGCUCUUCCAUGCAUACGUAUAUCAAAGCCUGCAUUUGGAAUAAUAAAUUGUACUGGUUUUGUAACAGAUUCCGUUUGUAACUUUUCCUGUUCGCUUGGUUUUGAGUUGCAAGGUUCAAGCAGACGUGUUUGUUUAUCUAGCACCACUUGGUCAGGACAUAAAGUUUCAUGCAAACGAAAAACAUGCCCAACUCUUCUUCAACCAACUCAUGGAUCAAUUAUUAUACCUUGUUUUCAACUAUUUGGUUCCACUUGCAUAAAACGAUGUCAGGAUGGAUAUUACUUAGAAGGCAAUCGAACAACAAAAUGUGUUUCAAAUGAAAAGAACAUGGUAUCAUGGAAUAAUAAAGAUACAUAUUGCAAAGUUAUCACGCCUUGUCAACCAAAUCCUUGUCAUCACAAUGGAGAAUGUACACAGCUAUCAAAAGUAGAGUACAGUUGCAACUGUGACGGGACUGGAUUUGUAGGAAAAUACUGUCAAAUCGCCAUGGUUAUUGUUUCAGAGCCCCCACCUGUAUUUGUUGGGAUUGAGUCUGAACCUAUAAUUAUCACAACUAGAGCUGAGAAAAGUAUUGAAAUCAAGUUCCAUGAAAAAACUGGAUUGUUAAGGUUUUUACCAAACCCAGUUGUGUUAAAGUAUCCUAAAUUGCAGGCAAAGUUUAAAAUCAAGUCAAAUCAUUCUGGAGUAUAUAGAGUAAAGUACAGCAUCAAUAGCAAUGAUUUGCCCCUACUUCCUUUACCAGAUGAUGUUGUACAUGUGUUUCAAGCAAGUGUUCCUGAGCCUGUCAAAAUUGAAAGUGAUAUUUUCAAGCAAGGUUGUCAACAGCAAGAGCUCUUAGGUAACGUUUCUUUAUCUUCUACCUGUGAGUGGAAUAACAAUGGAACAUCUGGAUUGGUGACAGUAUCUGCUCCUUUUAUAAGCAACAUUCCUUUCUCCAUGAAUGGUCUUGCUAAAGAAACCUUUGACACAUUAUCACACAAUGGUACCAUGGAGCCUGUAGGGGAAAUCCUACAACUGUUAGAACAAAAUAAAUUUGCAACAUGUCCCAAACAAUGUAAUUCAAGUGUGAAUGGCAAGAGAAAGAUAGACUUUUUAAUAGGCAACUAUUACUUUCCAAAGUAUGUAUUUAAAGCACUGGAAAAUCUUCUUCCGAACUGGUUUAGUAUAGCUUUCAGUGAAAAAGAACACAAAUACGAUCUUGAGAACUUACACUCAAAAAUCGUUAAAGCUAACAAAUUGGAAAGCUAUCCACCAUGCAAAAAACUCCAUUACAUUGAAGAUACAGGUGACCAAUACAUUGUGUACACACCAAAGAUGUUUAUGGAGUUUCAGUUUCAGUCAAGUAUACAGAAAGUAUCAGAUUUAACAGCAACUUGUUUUUAUGUUAACCUGAACAAGGGAAUUGUCUCCGUGAAUGUUGAUAAAGGGCUUGACAUCUUUAAUGAUUUUGCAACACUUGGUUUACCUAUCAGUCGCUUUACAGUAACUUCGCUAGCUUUCACUCCAUCGGUGCAUAAAAUUAAGCAGUGUGUUUUUACUGGGGCAAAACAAUUUUGUAUUCAUCCAGUCAUGAAGAUAAAUAGUCGUAUUACAUCUACCUUCCACAUGAACAAGUUCACGUUCAAUGGUAGCAUUUCCCUGGAAACAUAUAACCUUAACGAGUUACUACCGAAAAAAUUAGACGCAGCAUUUAAAUGUCUUUAUUCUGGCUCGUUCAAUUAUGAAAUGAAAUUAAACUUUCUUGGAAAGACAUUAAAAUUAAAAGGUAUGGAUCAAUAUUUGGAUGGAUCAAUGCACCGAUCAGAUUCAUUAGGGUAUUGGGACAUCACAAUGAAUCCAAUCCUGACUGCGUCUUCUUUUUUGUAUGAUUAUUCCACAAUAACAUUUCAACCAUUUAAUAAUUCGUUUCUUAAAAUGUCAUUGAAAGGAAAUGGUGGGAUGGUAACUGGCAUUGGGGAUGUACUAAAAACCAUACUGAUUCUGAGAACAUAUCAACGAUAUUUUCUAACAUAUACAUCAGCAUUGGAAAAUGGACUAAAGGUAAAACAUGGUGACUUAGCUAAAAUAGUUGCUUCAUUAAAAGAGUCUGUGGAAUUCCCGUUAAACGCACUGGUGCAAGAGUUUAUAGGAAAAAAUAGUAACUAUCACAAAAUUAUCAAACUCUUUAAAAGAGUAAAGGAGAAUCUAUUUAACAUUGAAGCAUUUGCCUCCACAUUAAAAUAUUGGUUAAAAUCAAAACAGAUCUCAGAAUUUGAUCAAAACAUUACCUUCAUUUUACACUACACAGCAGGUAUUAAGGCAAUACAAAUAAUCCCAACAUUGUCUCCAGUUACAUUUUAUCAAAAAGAUAUUAUCAUUUCCUAUUUUGGAAAGAUAUGUUUGUACAACCUGUGCUUAGAUGAUAUGUUGGUUAGACUUCAAUAUGAAAUCAAUGGAGGUCGAGUUAUCAUAGUUUCAACCUUUACUACAGCUAGAAAUCUAAGUGCACGUCUACGUGUAAAGAAAGGCGAUAUGCUUUAUCUAAGUAUAUCUAAACAGAAGCAUCAGUUUUAUGGUUAUAUGAAUAUUUCCAUAAAGAUGUUCAAGGACUUUUACGAUACAGUUUUAAACAUCACUGAAUUGCAGCUUUCAUUUAAAUUUCGCGCACAGCUGAGCACAAAAUAUCAGUUUGAUGUUUUUGGUCAUUCCAACCUUCAAGAUGUUUUGAGUUGGAAGAAUGUCAUUCAAGAGAUUAGGGGAGAAUCAUCAACAAUGUCACAUCAUCUUAAUACGGUCAUGCAAAGAAAUUUUGAAAAGAUAGCCAAGGAUACAAAUAAACGACUUCACCUGUCAAGGCAAAGGUUAUCUGGUGUCAGAGCUAAACUAAACUCCUUAAAAGAAACGCAAAUUAUAAGAAAGACCCAAUAUGAGAAUGCUUCAGCAGAAUAUCGCCGCGCUUAUGCUUUAUAUCAACACACAAUCAUUCAAUUAAACACAAGUCAACAGGAGAUGGAAUCAUACACGUACAUAAAAAGGUUGUAUAUAGAGAAAAACUUAAGCGGAAUAUGUCCUAUACAAACUUGUAAGCAGAAAUGCUUGUACGUACCAGUGUGUAAAAUUUGUCAGGACAAGGUUUUUAGGAUUGUGAAUUACCUCAAAUGCGACCAAACAGAAGAGAACGUUCGAACUGUUAUUGACAAAUCAUGCCCUUCCACUUGUGAUUUGGUAAAACAUAUUUUCAUUCCACGUUACACAGGGACAUGCAGACAAGAUCCACGUGAACAAGCUGUUAUUGAUGCAGUUUUGAACAAGGCAAUAUCGGUAGUGACAACUAAAGCAGGAAAAGUAAUAGGUUCAAUAUUUGGGCCUAUUGGAGGGGUAAUUGGAGGGUUUAUCGGUAAGGCAAUUGGAUAUAUCGUUGGCAUGUUUGUUUCAUGCAGCAGGACGUAUGAAGUAACUACCAAGAAAAUUCCUUACAGCCAGCCAUGUUUGUUACCUUGCAAGACCACAGAAGUGCUUACCAGGAAAAUAUCUACAUGCUACAACAAACAAGCAAAUGUUCAGGGUCGUUCCAAUGUUACCAGACAAUGCAACUGUGUGCGAUCUUGCGUUUCUAAGGUGGCUGAGGUCACUUGCACACUAAAUAACUACAACUGUAUCAAAAAAAGACAGUUAUUCCUGAAGAUGUCUGAUAAAAUUCCUAAAAAGUUUGCAGACUUGUAUGAAAGUAUCGAGAAACAGAAAACAAACGUUGCAGCUUUGCGCACUAGAUCACGAAGUCUUUUACGCAGUAGAGAGUUCUUCAAAGAAGAGCUGAAGAAAAGCAACAUUACACUCUCAAACGCACAACAUGAGCAAAAAUUGAUCAAACGGAAAGACUUAUCAGCUACAGCGAUACUAUCACACGAAAUUUGUAUUAUGGCAAUGUUUAAUCGCCACCCAAACUUGUCAAAUGUUAUACACGCAUCCAGCCCUGUUACAUUUAAUGGUACACUCCCAUUCCUACAAAAUAUAUUACUUCGUCUUGACUUUGCGGAUAAAGUACAAAAUAAAACUACUGAGUUUGUUUUUGUUUACUCGUUCGAUGAUGCAGAAUUGUCUUUGAAAACAGCAAUGAAGAAUAUUUUAGUGAAAUCGUUUUGUAAAUCCAGAAGAAAAAGGAGAUCAGUGGAUGUGGAACAAAUUAAAGAAAAAGGUUACAUCAAAUCGUGGUUUGGUAAUGAAACAAAUGAGGCUCCAAUGCAGAAAGCUUGUGUUCAGCUUAAACACACUUCUGAUCUUGUUAGGUAUGCUUUGUUAUCACUGCAAAAUUUAACUAAAGAUGCAUUGGAACUAAAAGCCAUGGUGAACGCAACCGAGAGGUCAUUACAGUUCAACAAAAUGGAAACUAAAAAGGAUGUGUUAAACGCGCAACAUGAAACGAUUUCGUCUUUGAAAUACGAAGUAUCUAUCUAUCGUAACAAAACCACGGUAUUUUACGUGCUUUCACAGUGGAAAGAGAACAUGGAGUUCUACAGAAGUGAACAAAACAUAUCAUUUUGUCUUGCGUUUGUAGAUUGCUUAGUUAGUUCUGUAAGUGAUUUGAUAAACUUGCCAUCAAAUUUUAACAACAAAGAUAAAUUUUACAGAACAUUAUCCAACAUUACAAACUCAAUUGCAGAGUUAGGAAGAGAAGAAAAUGUAGAUACAUAUACCUUGGAAUUUCUAUUUCUGGAGACCACUAAACUGAUGGAAGGCAUUGAUACUAUUCUAAAGGAAAGCUUCCACUGCAAAGCACUUCCGAAGUUGAUUUCUGUAAAUACAACUUACUACGACGUUGAAAAUGGAAGCAGCAUUACCCUAGUGUGUGGUACUGUUCAAAGUGAACUCUCAGUGUUGUAUACCUGGAAGCAUAAUGAAAAAAUCAUCGAUGAAGAAACGAAAAACGCUUUAACGAUGAUCGUUAAGUUAUCUGAUCGUGGUAACUACGUCUGUGAGGUGAGAUCUAAAGUAGGGACAGUUUCUUCAAACGCUACAUACAUUAAUGUUUAUGAAAAACCAAAGUUUAUUGAAGACCUCACAGAUUUGAUGCUUUUUCUUCCCAACAUAAGAAAUGUUUCCUCUACUUUGGUAUGUAAUGUAUCAGCUUUUCCAACACCAUCUUACAAGUGGUUCUUUCAAACGUUUGAUAUGUUGAAAGCACCGAUUGAGUUGGAAGCUAAGUCAAUAGCAUAUUCAAUACCUGAUGUCAAUGCCACCCAUUCUGGAUAUUAUUAUUGCAAAGCUAGCAACGAAUUUGGUGAAGUUACUAGCAGUUUUACCCGAUUGGACGUCCUUGAGAUUCAAUAUCCAAAUUUUGUGCUUGAAAUUGGCGUUAACGUAUCUGAUAUUGUUUUUGCAAAUGCUAGUGUUGAUUUAAAGACAGUUAAUUCUUCCUAUUUUGCACCUAUCUUAAACAAAAUGAGCAUAUCUGACUGCCAAAAUAUAACAGCCACUUUUAAUGAGUCGCGUCUCUCAAUCACUAUGUCAUCAUUUGCUAAGGAAAUUAUUUUUAACAAAACAAUGGAGGAUGUUUUCGACUUCAAUGUAAAGUCAAGGCAAGACUUAUCUUUGUCAGCUGCAGUAUUUCUUCAACAGAUAUCCAAUUCUUCUAUUGUGUUUAUUAAUGACAAUUCCAGUUAUUUCAGUAUAGUUGAGGAUUCAUUGUCUGUUAACGUACGAUUUAACAUUUGUCAACGUGGAUAUAAAAUUCAUGAGAACGGAUUAACAUGCGUCCAAUGUCCUGCUGGAACGUAUGCAAACGACGAAGGUGUCUGCGUUGCUUGUAAGGAAGAUCAUUAUCAAGACUUACCUGGUCAAACAUACUGCAACAAAUGCUAUUUACAAAGAACAGAUAAGACCAAAAACAAUAUGAGCAGGCACUAUUGUGAAAAACGCGAAGGAAAAGUUGCAGUGGAAGCUCAUGAACAGGACUAUACAUCGAUCAUACUUGGUUCCACUGCUUUUUGUCUCGUGUUUGUGGUUUUGUUUAUUAUACUGUAUGUUUACAAGAAGAAACGCAGCUUUAAAAAAUAUGUGGUGCGCUCGACAUACAAGACACUGGAGAUGGACGAACCCUGCUCAAGGGAACCCUGCCAAAGGUUAUUGUACAUACGUGACAACCCCACUUAUCAGGCGUGUCGUCACGACGAAACAUCAGUCGUGAAUUCUUCUCAGGAUUGCACUACAGAUGGUGAAACCAAACAGGCUAUCAUCAAAUUACAACGUUACUAAGAUUGUUAAAGAUUUAUUUUAAAUUGACGAAAGUUUAUUUUUGUGACGAAAAGUGGUUUGUUUAGAGCGUCAACUUUUGAUUUUUCUAAUAAGAAAUACUUUAUGACUAAUAUUUCUAUUGUGAUCAGCUCUAUUUCAUUUGAUUUUGUUAGACAAACAGGUGUAUCUAUGAUUGAACAGAAAUUGUACAAGACAAGACAAAUAGUUUGAUAACGAAACUUAUACAAUUUCUUUUUAUUCAAACGCAUUAAAGAACAUUUCUUCGUCUCACGAAGCAGUAAUCAUUCAUUUUGUUUUGUCUUGUAAGUUGCAUUGAUCGUCGAAUAGCGACAGACAAACAAAUUUUCAAAGAUAGAAUUUUUAUCAUUUUUAUAUACAGCAAAUUAUAUGUGAUUUAUGACAAAAUAUUAAUUCUAAAGUAA
This is a messenger RNA of Hydractinia symbiolongicarpus, 8031 nucleotides long. RefSeq lists its product as uncharacterized. The transcript is spliced from 19 exons. The coding region runs from base 92 to 7609 and encodes 2505 amino acids. Gene Ontology annotation, molecular function: calcium ion binding. The record is from RefSeq and is a predicted model, not a curated record. NCBI's taxonomy places the organism in Eukaryota, Metazoa, Cnidaria, Hydrozoa, Anthoathecata, Hydractiniidae.